CCCCGGGUCACCCAUGAGGCUGGAGGCCGCAGCCAGGAUGGAUCUGUUCAGGAAGCUGUGGAAGGCGAGGAAGCUGAUCGUCGUGGUGUUCAUCCCGCUGUCCCUGCUUCCCUUACCGCUCAUCCACCCCACCAGCGAGGCAUGCUGCGCGUACGUGCUGAUGGUGACGGCAGUCUACUGGGUGUCAGAGGCUGUUCCCUUGGGUGCUGCUGCUCUUGUCCCAGCCUUCCUCUACCCGCUCUUCGGGGUACUGAAGUCCAGCGAGGUGGCAGCUGAGUACUGUAAAGACACCACUCUGCUGUUGAUGGGAGUCAUCUGCCUGGCAGCCUCCAUAGAGAAGUGGAACCUGCACAAACGCAUCGCUCUGCGCAUGGUGAUGAUCGCAGGGGCCAAGCCUGGCAUGUUGGUGCUGGGCUUCAUGUGCUGCACAGUGUUUCUGUCCAUGUGGCUCAGCAACACGUCCACCACAGCCAUGGUGAUGCCCAUAGCUGAGGCCGUCCUGCAGCAGCUCAUCUGCACCGGUCUGGCCGACAGCCAUGACGACUCUGAAACCGUCGAGGCCCCCGAGGACGACAGCGCUGUUUCAGACAAAGAAGAGACCUUGAACAAGAACCAGUUAGAGCUGCUGUACCGCAACGACAGUGACUGCACUAAACAGGAGCUCUCCACGCUAAGCGAGGUACAGACUGCGGAGGUAAAUGGUUUGGGUCUGAGGCCAGUCUCAAACCACGGCUUCAUCAGGCACACCAAUGGACACCUGCCGCAGGUUGCAAUCGAAAUCCCAAACGUGAAGCGGGUCAGGGCCAGGAGGGACUCGCAGUAUCCCACCAAGAGGGAUCACAUGAUCUGUAAAUGCCUGUCGCUCAGCAUCACCUACGCUGCGACCAUCGGAGGACUCAUCACCAUCACCGGCACGUCGACCAACCUCAUCUUUGCUGAGCAGUUUAACACUCGUUAUCCAGACGCAAAGGUGAUCAACUUCGGCACGUGGUUCAUCUUCAGCUUCCCCAUCGCCAUCAUCAUGCUGGUCCUCACCUGGCUGUGGCUGCACUUCCUCUUCCUUGGCUGCAACUUCAGGGAAACAUGCUCGCUGAGUAAGAAACGCAAAACCAAGAGAGAGAUGCUGUCAGAGAGGAGGAUCCAUGAGGAGUACACAAAACUGGGACCUAUCAGUUACCCAGAGGUGGUGACCGGUGUUUUCUUCAUCCUGAUGACUCUGCUGUGGUUCACCAGAGAGCCAGGCUUCGUGCCCGGCUGGACGUCUCUCUUUGAAAAGAAAGGAUACAGGACUGAUGCGACAGUGUCUGUGCUUCUUGGCUUCCUGCUCUUCCUCAUCCCUGCCAGGCGACCCUUCUCCUCCUCCUCCCCCUCCAGCUGUAGAGACACAGAUGAUGAUUCAGAGUCCGACCCGCUGGCUCCCAUGAUCACCUGGAAGGACUUCCAGAGACUGAUGCCGUGGGAGAUUGUCAUCCUGGUGGGAGGAGGCUAUGCACUGGCCGCUGGAUGCAAGGUGUCAGGCCUGUCGGUGUGGAUCGGCAGACAGCUGGAGCCCAUGAGUGGUCUUCCUCCCUGGGCCGUCACCCUGCUGGCUUGCCUGCUGGUGUCAGCGGUCACUGAGUUCGCCUCUAACCCCGCAACACUCACCGUCUUCCUGCCCAUCUUGUCUGCGCUGUCUGAGACUCUGCACAUCAACCCCCUCCACACUUUGAUCCCGUCCACCAUGUGCGUGUCAUUCGGGGUCAUGCUUCCAGUCGGGAACCCCCCCAACGCCAUCGUCUUCAGUUACGGCCACGUGAAGAUCAGCGACAUGGUGAAGGCAGGCUUCGGGGUGAACCUGAUCGGCGUGGCGGUGGUAAUGUUGGCCAUAACCACGUGGGGCGUUCCCCUCUUCAACCUGACUGAGUUCCCAGCCUGGGCGGUGGCCAGGAAUGUCACCGGGAGCUUAUAACCACCGGUCCAAUGGGGCCAGUGGGAAGAAGACGGGAUGAAACAGUGAGAGACAGGAAGAGAGAGAGAGAGAGAGAGGGAGGGAGAGAGAGAUGGGGCAAAUGUUUUUGUGUGGAAAGACAACAUAUGGUGUGCCAAGAGGAUGGUCUCGCUCACAGUUUAGACUGGUUAGACUGGCCCUGAAGGAAGAAGAUGGAUGGAGGGAAGGAGGAGAAGAAGAGAAGAGAGAAAAAACAAUAUCUGAUGCUUAGAUUUGUUAGAAUUAUAUUUUUAUCCGCAACAAGGGGGCGUUAUAAGGAAUGUCUUUGUGAAACUGGCCACUGGAUGGAGCUGUGACCUCCAGCUUUUCUUUUUUUUUUACCUCCAUUAACGAAGUUUGAUGGAGACUCUGUUUUCACUGAAUCACUGAAGAGAUCACUAAAAGCUAUAAAUGUAUUUGAGGUGAUCAAGAACUGAUGUUUUUUUCUUGUUUUUGGAUUUAUGGAAAAAUGAUAAAAUGAUAAGUUAGGUUUUUAGAAGCUGCCUGGAAAGUGUUUUUAGGACCACAUCAUGCCUUCUCCUGUGGAUUAGUUGUGAUAGAAAUAAGCUACAUGGCCAUUGUGGACAAGCCUCUUUUUACUGCAUGCUUGUUGAAUUUCUGCUGCACUUAGAUGUAUUGCUCUUUAACCAGAUCGCAUACAUUGCAACAUGGUGGGCUGGUUUAUUUCCACUUUGAUUACACUUUACAGUGUAAAAGAAAAAAAGAAAAAAGAAAAAAAGAGCUGACUGCUGUAUGAAAACAAGAUAAAUGCAUGAAAAGAGGCUUUUACUGUGGCUGCUAAUGUACUGUAUCCAUAGAGCUACUUAUUAUCAAGUCUUUCAGAUGUACCCAGUAUCUAUAUGAUCUGUUUCUACGGAGAUAAAAGCUUAGUUACAAUGUGAAAGCUCACACACUGUCCAUGGAUGCUCCUAGCUGCUAUCUGCAUUGGUUUGGAAAUCUAGGCCUCUUAAUAUCUGACUGAUGUCUUUACCAAAGCUGAUUUUUGUGCCCUAUUAUGCUGUGAACAUGUUGAUAUUUGAUGGCCACAUUUACUCCAAGUACCUUGCAGUACAGCUAGGGCCUUUUACCAGAUGCCUAUACUACGUGGGAAUCCAACCUCCAACCCUGACAGUUUUAGCACCUUGCUGUAUCCUCUGAGCAGCGCAGGACCUCGGUUCACUACCGUUCACUUAUACCUGUUUUUACUGAGCUGUAUGCCUGCACUCAACUCCAGUACAAUAUCAAGAAUGUGUACUGUGCUGUAUGGAAGUUAGAGAAAGUCCGGGUUCGGUUGCCUAAUCACACUAUAAUGUAUUUUAUACUGACUUGAUUCUUUAGGAAGGCUUGAGAGAUUGGACACACUCCUGCCAUUAUUCUGUGUAUUCAGUAGGGGGCUUCUGACUCUACAAACAAGGCCCUCACUGUUCUCUCUGUAAUUACUUCUUUGUAUUCAGCCUGUUUGUCAGAUGCUGCUUUCCUGUCAUACUGAAUACAUCUGAAAACGUCAGAACGAGAUGAUGAAGUCAUGAAAUCUGAGAAAAUUCCUCUAGCUGAAGUCUUGGGUUGUGCCAGUGUAAUGAUUUUUAACCAUGAAAAUUAAGUUCUGUGUUAGUCAGCAGGCAGAAAGCACUUUAAAGGUCCAUAUUUUACACUUUUCCUGUGUUUGUAUUUGAAGUUUUGAUCCAUAAGAAGAUAUAUUUGUGGUAUAAAGAAUUAAAAACCAUCUCAGUGUAGUUUUACAUCUCCUCUCUCAGGCUUCUCUCUGGAGCUCUAGUAACAACAGGUCGGUCAGCCAAUGAGAAGAGAUUCUGAUUGGCUGACUGUUUUGGAGAGCAGAUUUGAGGUAAACAUCAGAGAAACCAAAUCCUGUGACAUCACAAAGUUACAGAAGUCCUGACGGCUCAUUUUAAGGCUCAGUUUCCGAACACAGGCUGUGUGAAUUUCUCUGUGGACUGAGCGCUUUGAUACUUUCACAGUAUUAAUAUAGAACCUAGACCUGCUUUAUAAUCAAAAAACAUAUGGAAAUCUACCUUUAUACUAUAUGGGACCUUUAAAAACCUUUAUCAAGUAUCAGUAGCUACAGUUAUUAUUACAAAAUAUAUAUAUAUACUGUAUACCUUUAUGAAAUGUAUUACUUUAGUGUGUUAAGCAACAGGAUGACCAUGUUUGGUCUUAAUUUGUCGUCAGCUUGGAGGUGUGAUUUUUCACUUGGCAUAUGAACAGAUGUGGGAAGCCACAGAGUCUCUGUCGGUUGUGAGUUAUUUUGAAUGCAGCAUCCAAAGCAUUUAAGAAAGAGAAGACGAGUGAGUGAGCACAGGGUCGUACGGUGCAGUAGUUUGUCCAAUCAACUGUCAAAUCACAGUAACUGUUGUCUGUCGGUGAAGAGGUUUGCACAUAACUUUCACUGUACUGUGCAAAAAAUUUAAAAGAUAUGCUUUAUAUUUUUACACAAAUUUUAAAUGUAAUUUGUGCCUUUUUUUAUAUCUCUACAUUAUGAAUAUAGGCCUUAGGCAGAAUCAGAAGCCUAUGUUUUACUUUUGUAAUUUAUUCAGUUCUACUGAAGGUCGAUGGUGUUGCAGCAGUGACCUUUGACCCAGGGGCCACACUUCUUUGUAAAUACAUACAGGUUUGUAAUAUAAAGAUAAUGUGCCUUUGCCUGUUUCCAAAUGAGCUGUAAUAUUCCUUAAUUAUGUGUUAUACCUUGAUGUUUCAUUCAUAAACAACUCAGAUACAGACUAGAGUUAGGAUGGUAAAACAUUGUACAUGUACAACAAUAAAACCACUAAAACUA
Molecule: messenger RNA, 4757 nt
Organism: Seriola aureovittata
Lineage: Eukaryota; Metazoa; Chordata; Actinopteri; Carangiformes; Carangidae
Gene: slc13a4
Product: solute carrier family 13 member 4
Exons: 16
Coding region: 14-1948 (644 amino acids)
Biological process (GO): monoatomic anion transmembrane transport
Cellular component (GO): membrane
Molecular function (GO): transmembrane transporter activity
Source: RefSeq, a predicted model, not a curated record